Octopus bimaculoides (California two-spot octopus) is the source of this 2748-nucleotide messenger RNA. RefSeq names its product N-acetylgalactosamine kinase. Gene Ontology annotation, molecular function: galactokinase activity; ATP binding. Gene Ontology annotation, biological process: galactose metabolic process; carbohydrate phosphorylation. Lineage: Eukaryota; Metazoa; Mollusca; Cephalopoda; Octopoda; Octopodidae. Gene Ontology annotation, cellular component: cytosol; cytoplasm. The record is from RefSeq and is a predicted model, not a curated record.
AUUGUUCUUGUGUGCGCACGCCAGUAUUAACUUAACUGGUUAAAGAUCAAGUGUAAGUGGGCGGCACUUUUUGAAAACGUACUGCCCAUUGCCACCCCUUAUUGACUUCGUGAACACAGAUUGCGAAUUCAUUUUCUUAGCUUAAUUUAUUUAAUAGCUUUCUUGUGUACGUGUCAAGCCAGCUCUCAGUUUGUUAUACGUCGGCUGGCUAUGGAACCAACAAAAGACUCCACUUGUCCUCCUGUUACAAGUUUUUCCGAAAUUCCAAACGACAAAAGGAAAAGGUAUCAGGAACUUAUUUCUGUCUUCCAGCAAAAAUAUGGCGAACAGCCACAGUUCUUUGUCCAAGCUCCAGGGAGAGUUAACCUCAUAGGAGAACAUAUUGACUAUUGUGGUUACUCUGUCCUGCCUAUGGCUGUUGAACAAAAUAUCCUAAUUGCAGCAGCUCGUUCUGGCGAUGAUAAAAUAUUCGUGGCCAAUAAAGACUCAAAUUUUGCUGACUUUGAGUGCUCCACCAACAACCUGACCAUUGCUGAAGGUACAACUUCAUGGCACAUAUAUUUCCUGUGUGGUCUUAAAGCUAUUGAGGACAGUGGCCGGCUUCAGCAGCAGAUGUCUGGUCUCUACUGUAUGGUGGAUGGUGUCAUCCCAAAAAGUGCUGGACUGUCCAGUUCCAGUGCUCUUGUUUGCUGUUCUGCACUGGUUGCUGCUUUUGCCAAUAAUCUCAAGUUCACUAAGUCAGAAUUAGCCGAGUUGUGUACUGUCAGUGAACGAUAUUGCGGUACCCAAGGUGGAGGAAUGGACCAAUCCAUAGCUUUCAUGGCAGAAGAAGGUCAGGCCAAAUUAAUAACAUUCAACCCACUGAGUGCUACAAAUGUCCAACUGCCAUCUGGUGUUGUGUUUGUUGUAUCAAACAGCUGUGUUGAAAUGCACAAAGCUGCAACGGCCAAUUUCAAUAUAAGAGUUGUUGAAUGUAGGCUUGCUGCAAAGCUGAUAGCAAAGAAGUUAGGUCUAGAUUGGCUUCAACUGAAGAAACUUGGAGAUGUGCAAAAAACCUUAAAGUAUGACUUUCCGCAAAUGCUUGCAACUGUACAGCAGUUGUUACAUGCAGAAGCUUACAGCAAACAGGAAGUGUGUACAGAACUUGGAAUUGAAGAAGAUGAACUGAAUAAAACUAGUCUCUGUGGAAAUACACUUCAUGUGCAACAAUUCAAGCUGUAUAAUCGUGCCAUGCAUGUCUUCAGUGAAGCCAACCGUGUCCAUCAGUUCAAAGCCUUCUGUGACAACCCUGAUGCUGAUGCAAUUCAGAAGCUUGCCAAACUAAUGAAUGACAGUCAUAGCAGUUGUCGAGACCUGUAUGAGUGUAGCUGUCCAGAGCUGGACUCAUUAGUGAACAUUUGUCUGCAAUCUGGUGCUCUGGGAAGUCGUUUAACUGGUGCUGGAUGGGGUGGUUGUGCUGUGUCUAUGGUACCUACUGAACAACUCAAAAGUUUUAUGGAUGAUGUAAAGACCAAGUAUUAUCAAUCAGACUCAAAGCGGGCUGGCAAAGUGACUGAAUCACUUUUUGCCUCAAAGCCAGGAAAUGGUGCUGCAGUGUAUGAACUGACACAGAAUUAAUACUAUCCCAUUUAAAUGAUAAUGUGGUUCUCUUUAUAUUUUUUAAUAAAAGUAAAAAUUAAAUAAAUAUAUAUAUAUAUAUAUAUUUGAAAAUUUGGGGACUAAAAAGUAAAAUGUGAUAUACACAUCAAAUAGAAAAAUAUUUUUCUAUAGGAAUUUAUAUUACAUUGUCAUGUUACAAUAAGUUUACAAAGUUUUCUUAAAAUUAUAAAAGGGUAAAUAUUCCACAUGAACAUCUGUACAUACAGAAAUGUCUCAUCAAGGAAAUCCUAGUUAUAAUUGUGACAAGAUAUCUAAUGAAUAGAACAUAAUGGAUUUUAAUAUGUUUAAACAAUUGUGGAUUAAUCUCAAAUUUGAUAAAUAUCAUGUAUGUAUAUUUUAAACAUGUGGAAGCAGCAAGUUAUAAAAAGGCAAAUUUUCUCAUUUAGGAGGAAGUGGUGGUUUAUCUUUGUUACAUUUUCUCCAAUUUCUAUAAUUUAAAUGAUACAAAUGUAACAUUUGGUUUAUCUUCCUUUUUAUAUCAGUAAUUCAGGAGAUUCAUGUAAAGUAGGUUAAGUAGCAGCAACUGUAGUGCUCUGAAAUUUCAGUAUUUUACUUUGUCUUCACAUUCCAAAUCUUGUUAAGUAUGAACUUCUUUGUUUUUGAUAAAAUAAGUUACAAUUAUGCACCAAUAAGAGCAAAGAUUUCAAUUUUCUAUAGCCUUCUGCAAAUAUGUUGCCUUGUCCCAAUGUUAGGAAAAUAGUAUUGCAGAUGGCAAAAGAUAAUAAAGCAACAGAAAUGGUUGAUUUCCAUAUUGAUUACUUACAGUAAUUAAUUUUGUCAAAUAUUAUUAAGCUUAACUUUGAGGUGGGGUUGAUUAAUUAUCAGUUAAAUCCUAGAGUUGAUUUAAUUAUAUAGACAUCAAGCCAAUGAGGAAGCUUCCACAUAGUGGCUUGAUCCACUAGAAACAGUGACCAUAUUUUCCUUAAAAAGAAGACACAUUGUUUAAUUUCAAUUAGUCUUAUAUCUGAUCAUCAUAAGGUGUCAUAUUUCCAAAUAUCUUCAUUUGUCCCAGUCUGAUUUGAACAAAAUUUGUGUAAAUAUAAAUAUGUAUUGUAAAAAUAAAGAUUUUCAUCUGGGAUAUUAUCUUUA